Messenger RNA from Anopheles funestus (African malaria mosquito), 2441 nucleotides. RefSeq names its product ras-related GTP-binding protein A (gene RagA-B). Gene Ontology annotation, molecular function: GTP binding; GTPase activity. The coding region runs from base 222 to 1358 and encodes 378 amino acids. Gene Ontology annotation, cellular component: lysosome; nucleus; Gtr1-Gtr2 GTPase complex. Lineage: Eukaryota; Metazoa; Arthropoda; Insecta; Diptera; Culicidae. Gene Ontology annotation, biological process: cellular response to starvation; positive regulation of TOR signaling; cellular response to amino acid stimulus. The record is from RefSeq and is a predicted model, not a curated record. The transcript has 3 exons.
GUCAAACGUCAAAAACAUUUGUUGUUAAUUUUUUUGUUGGUUCCUGCUAUCUGUGCUGGAAGAAAAAAGGAAAAGAAAGAUCGUGAUUCUAAUCUAUUUUCAAUCAGAACUAUACACUUUCAGUGAACAAUCUACGUGUUAUUUAAACAUUCGACUUGUGUGCACGUUUCAUUUGUUCCAACUCCUAUCGUGCUGCAACCGAUAUACUACGCCAAAACAGAAUGAAGAAAAAGGUGCUCCUGAUGGGAAAGAGCGGAUCUGGCAAGACCAGUAUGCGAUCGAUUAUCUUCGCCAACUACAUCGCCAGGGACACACGACGGCUGGGAGCGACAAUUGAUGUCGAACAUUCACAUGUACGCUUCUUGGGUAAUCUCGUGCUCAAUUUGUGGGACUGCGGUGGCCAAGAAUCGUUUAUGGAGCAGUACUUUGCCUCACAGAAGGACAACAUCUUCCGGAAUGUGGAGGUGUUGAUAUACGUGUUCGAUGUGGAAAGCCGUGAACUGGACAAGGAUAUGCAUUACUAUCAGUCCUGUCUGGAGGCAUUGCUCGUGAAUUCUCCAAAUGCGAAAAUCUUCUGCCUCGUGCACAAGAUGGAUUUGGUCGCGGAGGAACAGCGGGAUAUUAUUUUCAAGGAGCGUGAGGAAGAUUUGAAGCGCUGUUCGCGACCUUUAGAAUGCACGGCAUUCCGGACGAGCAUCUGGGACGAAACCCUGUACCGAGCGUGGAGCAGUAUCGUUUACCAGCUGAUACCGAAUGUAAAAGCGCUCGAGCACUCGUUGAAUUACUUCGCAAACGUUGUGGAUGCUGACGAAGUGCUGCUGUUCGAGCGGGCAACGUUUUUGGUGAUUUCACACUGCCAGCGAAAGCAGCACCGGGACAGCCAUCGGUUCGAGAAGGUUUCGAACAUUAUCAAACAGUUUAAACUAUCUUGCUCGAAGCUCGGUGCGAAGUUUUCGUCCAUGGAGGUACGCAACAGUGUGUUUGCGGCCUUCAUAGACACAUUCACGAGCAAUACGUACGUAAUGGUGGUGAUGUCUGAUCCUUCGAUACCAUCUGAGGCGACGCUGAUCAACAUUCGGAACGCGCGCAAGUACUUCGAGGAGCUGGAAAAUCCAAACAGCAGCACCGGUGGUAACAACCAUCAUCUGCAUCAUGCAGCGAUUAACCACGGUGGUGGUCAUGGGCUGGUAAAUGGAGGAACACACCCGAAUCACUAUGCUGGAAGCGGAGGAGGCUAUCACCAGUACGCUGGUCAGCAGCAGCAGCAACAGCAGCUCUACCAGCAACAGCAGCAGGCUCAUCACCUAACGCAAUAUCAAUCCUACCACCAUAAUACGACAACGAACGCUUAUCACUGAUACCUGUACCGGAAGAAGUAUUACUACUUCCGGUAAGCAAAACGAAUACACUAGGACGUGAUCUUCCAGUAGCCUGAUGCCGUUGAUGAUAGCGUUUACUUUCGCAGUCAUUUGUUUUAAAUUUUGCAAGCGAAAAAGACGCGCGAAGCGUACUGAAUUCCGGCCCCGUUCGAAGUUCGAUGGCAAUUAGGAAGAGCAAACUCCACCACUAAGUCAGAAGCUGGUAAAUUCUCUACUCACGUGAUCAGCAGAAUAUCGGCAAGUUUUUCGUUUUUGUUUGUUUUUUUUUUGUUUCCUUCCCCCAUUUCCAAACCGAUAGGCGAACCAUACACGAAUAGUUGCACAUGGCUUUGCAGGACGUUCCAUAUUGUUGUUAAAUAAUGUGUUCCUGAUAAUCUUGUUGUUGACGAUAUUAGUCAUUUGCGAAGCGUAUGAACGUGUGUGUUUUGUUUUUAUUUUACUACUUUAUAAUAAUUACUGAUGAUCCAAUCGUUUUAUGAAGGUGUUAUAUAUAUGUAAGCUUUAUUAGCUCUUGCUCGCCAUACAUCUCCCUUAGUAUAUUGAGCGCUUAAAUCAAAUCCUUCCCGUUGGGUGCAUGUGUUCAAUGAUGAUGGUCCCAGCGAUAUGAUCGAAAAGCAUCAUUUGUAUAUGAGCUUUGAUUUUGAAAAAAAAAAACAAGAAGAAACAUUAUAAUGAUCCCUUUAACUUUACUCUGUUUUCGACAGUUGAAUAAAAAAAAACCUCUAUUCUACAAUAUCUCGGAAUUCCUCAAUCAUGGACCAAACAUAUUUCCACUUUCCCUCACACCCUUAUGCCGAUUGCAGAAAUAGGGUGAUUUUGGAAUAAAGCAGUGGCCGGAAAAUGGAGAAAAUAUAGAUAAAAUAACCCGAACAAACCGAAUAAUUAGAAGUACGUAAAAUUGUAUAAAUGGUGGAACUGUGAGAGAAAGGAAAAUGAGUUAUUGAUAAUAGUAGAGCAAAACACAUUGCAAAGGGAGCGUAGAGUUGUGAAGCUAAGAUGUAAACAGUGAAAUAAAGCCAAACUACAGCGGGUGUACGAAUAAAAGCAUUAUUGAUGAAAUAA